GGCUACACCACUCUCCUCUUUCUCUCUCUUUUACUCUCUCUCUCUCUCUCUCUCGGGGGAAUUGGGGGUUAGGGUUUAGGGGAAUUGGGGGUGCGACCAUGGUGGCGGACAAGGGGAAGAAGACGAAGGUCGCGGAGAACGAAGAAGCCGAUCAUGUCGACGGGGAGCUCGUGCUAUCGAUUGAAAAGCUACAGGAGAUACAGGAUGAGCUCGAGAAGGUUAAUGAGGUGGCAAGUGAUAAAGUUUUGGAGGUAGAGCAGAAAUAUAAUGAGAUUCGCAGACCUGUCUAUUUAAGACGGAAUGAGAUUAUCAAAUCCAUCCCGGACUUCUGGUUAACUGCGUUUCUUAGUCAUCCUGCUCUUUCUGAACUCAUCACUGAAGAAGACCAGAAGAUUUUCAAAUUUUUGGCUUCAUUAGAUGUUGAGGAUUCUAAAGACGUGAAAUCAGGCUAUUCCAUUAUAUUUAACUUCUCCCCUAACCCCUACUUUGAAGACACAAAGCUGAUAAAGACAUAUUCAUUCACUGAGGAAGGAACAACCAAUAUAAGUGGCACGGCUAUUAAAUGGAAGGAGGGUAUGGAUCUUGCUAACGGUGAUGCACAUGAGAAGAAGGGGAGCAAGCGACCUUUUGCAGAAGAGAGUUUCUUUAGCUGGUUCAGUGAGACGCAACAGAAAAAUCUUUCAGAUGGAGUUGAUGAGGUAGCUGAGAUAAUCAAGGAAGAUUUGUGGCCGAAUCCAUUGAAGUACUUCAAUAAUGAGGCUGAUGAGGAUUUUGAUGGGGAGGAGGAUGACGACGAAGAGGGAUCUGGAGACGAGGAUGGAGAUCAGGAUGACGACGAAGACGAUAAUGACGACGAAGACAACUAAACCCUUCUUGCAUGUGGCGUGGGCAAAUUUAUGGUCUAAAAAAGAAGAGAAACAGAGGAGCCUGUUUGAUCAUCGGGUUUUAUUUUCGCAGAUGCCAUUUUCUGUUCGUAACUUAACUGCAAGUCUUGUUAAAUUUGUCCAUCUAUGCAGAAGCCUUUAAGUUUAUUUUGAGUAGAAGUAAGCAGCAGAUAUCUCUCAUUCUAGGCCUUAAACUUAUCUUUUAUCUUUCCCGAGUAUACUGCUCCCUGUAUUCUGUUUCUCGACUUUUUUGCGUUUUCUUUUCUCCCUUUUGUUGAACUUACAUCUAAUUGGAGUAUAGUUUUGGGAGUAUAGUUUGGGAUUAUUUCAUUCUCGGUUAGGGCCGAAAUUAAACUUGUUUAACAUAUGUUA
Molecule: messenger RNA, 1256 nt
Organism: Ananas comosus (pineapple)
Lineage: Eukaryota; Viridiplantae; Streptophyta; Magnoliopsida; Poales; Bromeliaceae
Product: NAP1-related protein 2-like
Exons: 10
Coding region: 99-866 (255 amino acids)
Biological process (GO): nucleosome assembly
Cellular component (GO): nucleus; chromatin
Molecular function (GO): histone binding; chromatin binding
Source: RefSeq, a predicted model, not a curated record